This is a messenger RNA of Penicillium brasilianum, 3728 nucleotides long. The record is from the annotation of a GenBank genome assembly. Lineage: Eukaryota; Fungi; Ascomycota; Eurotiomycetes; Eurotiales; Aspergillaceae.
AUGGGCAAGAAGCGCAAGAGACCCGUCAAGGACUGCGGUCCCACGCCCGCGUCUCAGCCUAGUAUCACCGCAUCGCCCGGGCGUUUCAAAGUCGCCAAAGUUCCAGUAUCGCAAGACGACCAGAUGACAACACACCCCGUGAUUUCGCUAUACUACCGACAAGUCCUGACUUUGCGACAAUACCUUCUACGCCAACUCCCCGCUUCUUCAAAGUUGCGACGCCGGCGCAUCGCUUCACUGCGCCCGUUAGGCUCGCCAAGUAUAGCGGACCUCGAGGAUUCGGUUUCCCCACUCGCCGAGUUGCUAGAUUCCACGCUUGUAGGCGUACUUAAAGACCCAUCGGCAAAGGUAGACUCCGAUCGCCAGCGUGAUUUUCGGGCUUUUACUCAAUCUCAGUCACGCUCGAUCCUGGUUAGCACGGACACCGGGCCAACGUCGCCCCAAGCUGAGGUGGUCAAUUUUGUGAUCGAGUCGCUCUUCGCCCGCACUCCGGGGUAUCAGAAACCCCAACACUUGCUCACGCACGGCUAUGGUCCCCAUCGACCGACGGACCCGAGUAUUCUGGAAACCAGUAUUCUCGGCCUGGUUGCGCAGUUUCCGAAUAAGAAUGUGCGAACCCUGAAAGAAUCGCCAUGGACGGAUGUUUUGGGCCUUUUGGGCGAGAACGGUGAUGAGAUUAUGAUGAGGUUGUUAUUCGAUUGUGGUAUCUUUGCGCCUGUGAAUGUUCGGAGGGGUAUCUACUAUCAGCUAAGUGGACUACCACUAUCGGAACUUGAGCCCGUUGAUCCGAAAUGUCCCACGGCCUCGGAGUCCUCGAUAGAUCCAAAGCCCGCCAAGCCGGGGAAUAAAGACGGCAAGAGUCACAAAGGGAUUAAUGGCUCUAAUAGCAUUGUCUUCUCUCGCCGGCGUAUGUUCUAUGGCAGAUAUGGAGGUGAAAGUAGAGGAGAGGUGCGCUCUGGACUAGGCGACACGCAUGUACUCAAUCGAUACAAAUCUCUCGACUCGGAAGCGCAGACAGUUCAAGUGACAAACUACAUUUUUCCCCGGCAAUUCGGCCUCCAGAACGUGUUCACCUCGACAGCUAAUCGCAAUGGCAAUACACAAAACAUUGUUUUUCGCGAACCGGAAAUCUCUCAGCUCAUAGAGAAGGAGCAGCUACGCCGCCCUGCGGUAAGCGGUGAUCAGGUAAACGGGCACAAUGAAGAAGCUGCUCAUACCAAGCUGCCCAAGCGACUUCGUGGUCAGACCAUGGAGCUUGUUCGGAGACUUCGGAUUCGCCAUGCCAAAUGUUCGUAUCGGCAAUUAUUAGAUCAUUACUGCCCCGAUGAACUUGUUGAACCAUGGAAACUUGGCUCCGCGCCUCCUCUCGUGAAGAAGCGAGCAGAGAACAGCGAAACGGAAUUCUCGGUCGAGGAGAACUUGGUGACACAAGCCCCGUCCUCUACCAGGCUUUUUAACAAUAAGCCUGAUACACCCGAAGCCGCUGGGAACGCUACCAAAGGCAAAACAGCGGCUAGGCGAGGUCCGAAGCGCAAGGUCAAUCUGACUGAUUUUGCUACUCCCGCAUCUGCCGUCUCAGCGUUUUGUCGUGCUGUACUGCUCAAAGUCGUGCCACCUCAAUUUUUCGGAGAUGGUUUGGAGGGCUUGGCUAAUCGCAAGAUCAUCAUGAAGCAUGUCGAUACCUUCAUCAGAAUGCGUCGAUUCGAGAGUCCGAGUCUGCAUGAGGUGUGCAGUGGCCUGAAGAUCAUUCACAUCUCUUGGCUAGCACCCCUGAAGCUGCAGAAUUCAUCAGGCUCUAGCAAUGAAAAGCUCGCACUGUCAGAUUUCCAAAAACGCACAGAACUGCUGCAUGAGUUUGUUUAUUACAUCUUCGACUCAAUCCUGAUUCCCCUCGUCCGUACCAAUUUCUACGUCACCGAAUCUCAAACCCACCGCAACCGUCUCUUCUACUUUCGACAUGAUAUCUGGCGAAGCUUGACGGAACAGCCGAUGGCAGACCUCAAAGCAAACACAUUCGAGCAACUAAGCCCCGAAAUGGCCCACGUCAUGCUGGACAAGCGGUCUCUAGGGCUGGGUGCACUUCGGCUGCUUCCAAAGUCGACUGGGUUACGACCAAUCUUGAAUUUGAAGAAACGCUUCUUGAUGAAAUCCCAAUGGGGCAAUAACAAGACCUAUCUGGGGGCGAGCGUCAAUAGCAACCUGGCUCCUAUCUACAAUAUGUUGAGCUACGAACGUGAACGGUGUCCCAAGAAGCUGGGCUCGUCCUUGAUGUCGGUGGGAGAUAUGCACUCAAGACUGAAAGAGUUCAAGAACCAGCUCAGCCGGAAUACGUCAGUAUCGGCAGGACCAAAGGCUGGCCAUUUACCCCAACUCUUCUUCGUCAAGCUUGAUAUCCAAGCCUGCUUUGAUACCAUCCCACAGAAACAGUUGUUGCGUCAUGUUGAGCAGCUGGUCUCCGAGCAGGUUUACCAUAUCACCAGAUACGUGGCCAUGAACCCUGGUCUGCAUGGCAAAGCCAAACGGAGGUUCCUCGGGCGCGCUGCACCUCCGACCAAACAGCAGCAUUUUCCCGACCUCGCCGCUGGUGGUACGAGUGGCGCUGCCAACACCGUGUAUGUCGACACCAUCAAACAGAAAGAACACGAUGCAGAUGAGCUGCUGUGUCUCCUUGAGGAGCAUGUAAGCAAUAACUUGGUCAAGAUUGGCAAGAACUACUUCCGCCAGCGUAACGGCAUUCCUCAAGGCUCUGUGUUGUCCAGUCUGCUAUGUAAUUUCUUCUAUGCCCAGCUGGAACAGCAGGUCUUGAAUUUUAUCCAGCCUGAGGAUUCGCUGCUUCUUCGUCUGGUAGACGACUUCCUUCUCAUCACCACCGAUGUCAAUCAGGCUACCCAGUUUCUGCAAGUCAUGCAUCGUGGUCAGCCUGCGUAUGGUGUCUCGGUCAAUCCAACUAAGAGCAUGGUCAAUUUCACCACUUCAGUAGAUGGGAUCUACAUCCCCCGGCUCGAAGGUACAUCCCUUUUCGCAUACUGCGGAUGCCUGAUUGACACCCACACUUUGGAGAUCCACAAGGACCAAGAUCGCAUGCUGGAAGGCGGCGCCUCUGCCGCAGCGACACUCUCCAGCAUGUUAACCGUCGAGACAAGCCGUCACCCCGGUUGCUCCUUCCACCGCAAAAUGCUGUCAUUAUUGCGACCCCAAUUGCACUCCAUGUACCUAGAUGCUGACCACAACACCCGUGACGUCGUACUAUCCAAUCUCUACACGGGCUUCAUCACCGCCGCGAUGAAAAUGUACCGAUAUAUGAGAUCCCUCCGGCGCCGCGCCCAUCCCAAACACCCCAUCAUCAUCCAGACCAUCAAUGACCUGAUUCAGCAAACGGCCAACAUAAUCCAGUCUCGGCGAGCGUCUCGCCCAGCGCCGCUGACAUGCUUCGUGCAGCUGUCUCACCUGCAAUUCCUGGCCAGUGCUGCAUUCCGCUUUGUGCUAAGGCGGAAGCAAACACGGUAUGCGUCGGUGCUCCAAUGGCUGAACUCGCUGUGGAAGGCGUCGCGCCCGGCGACGGAUGCCGAAGCGGUGCGUCUGCUGCGGGUCAUGAGGAAGGGUGAUGCGCUAUUUGGAGCAUGGCGGUUCUAAGAAUAGUUUGGUUCAAGAAGGGGAAUAAAUUAUGCAAUACGGAGUACAGUACUAUAGCUGAGGGAGGUAAUCGAUAAUAAGAAUCAAUCAUAGCC